Peronospora belbahrii is the source of this 3612-nucleotide messenger RNA. NCBI's taxonomy places the organism in Eukaryota, Oomycota, Peronosporomycetes, Peronosporales, Peronosporaceae. The record is from the annotation of a GenBank genome assembly.
AUGUAUAUUGGCUCUGUAGAGACUACAAAGGACAAUAUGUGGAUGGUAUGCUCUGAGAAUAAUGCUAUAAAGGAUACAGAAGGACUCCAGAUGAAGCAACAGGCUGUAGAAUAUGUCCCUGCACUGUAUAAGAUUUUCGAUGAGAUUAUUGUGAAUGCAGUGGAUAAUAAGGUCCGUGAUCCAUCUAUGAAGCAUCUAGAUGUCGUCAUUGAUCCUGGAAGUAAGACAAAUGGAUAUCGACCGUGGAUUUCGGUCUAUAAUGAUGGUAAAGGUAUUCCUGUCAAAUUCCACAAGACGGAGAAAGUUUAUGUACCAGAAUUGGUUCUAGGUCAUUUGCUAACAGGAUCGAAUUUUGACGAUAUGAGUGCGAGGUUGACUGGUGGACGACAUGGUUAUGGUGCCAAGUUGACGAAUAUCUUUAGUAAGGAGUUUAUAGUAGAGACGGGUGAUACGUCGACGGGGUUACGAUACAAACAGGUCUGGUACGAUAACAUGCGUACUCGUGGAGAACCGGAAAUGACCGAGUUCAUCGGCAAAGAUGCAAAGGAUUUUACAAAAGUGUCGUUUUUACCCGACUUGGAAAAGUUUGAAAUGGAAAAGCUUACGACAAGUAUGGCACGUGUACUAAAGAAGAGAGUAUACGAUGUGGCUGGCUGUUUGUCGGAUGUGGAGGUUACUUUGAACGGCAAUAAGGUGCCCAUUUCUGGCUUUGAGUCCUAUAUCCAAGCCUUUUGCCAAUCCGUUACGACAGCCUCGGAUUCAAAAAUCAUAACAUCACCUGAUGUGAUGAAAGACAGAAGUGAUGAAACAGCUUCUGUCUUGAACUACAUUUAUUCACGUGUAAAUAAGCGCUGGGAAAUUGGUGUGCUGCCUUCUGACGUGGGUUUCGUUCAAGUGAGUUUCGUGAAUGGCAUGUCGGCGCUGCGUGGUGGAUCUCACGUUGCCUAUGUAAGUGACCAAAUUUGCCGUCGUGUUGCUGAGCAUGUGAAUAAAAAGUUCCCUGAGCUGUCAGUCAAUACAGCACACGUGAAGCCGCACCUGGCAAUCUUCAUUAAUUGCCAAAUUGAAAAUCCGACGUUCGACUCCCAGAUGAAAGAGUACAUGUCUUCGCGGCCACAGACCUAUGGAUCAACGUGUACACUUCCCGAACGGCUUGUAAAGCUCGUCCUGUCAGACUCCGGUAUUGUGGAACGCGUCGUGCAAAGCGCCCGCGCGCGACAGCGUGCUGCUCUCCUCAAGAAGGUGUCAUCUGCGCGUUCGAAAAGCACGUCAGUGAACGUGCCAAAGCUUGAAGAUGCUAAUCUUGCUGGCGGGCCUCGCUCAAGUGAAUGCUCGCUUAUCUUGACUGAAGGUGAUUCAGCAAAAGCACUAGCGGUGGCCGGCCUAGCAGUUAUUGGGCGUGACCAGUACGGCGUUUUUCCUCUUCGUGGUAAACUGUUGAAUGUGCGCGAUGCGUCUGUGGCGCAACUUGGCAAAAACGCCGAGUUUGCACAUCUUUGCACGAUCCUUGGUCUUCGCAUGGACGAGAAGUACGAUACGAAGGAAGCGCGUCAGAAACUGCGCUACGGUCGUGUUAUUGCUAUGACGGAUCAAGAUCACGACGGCUCACACAUCAAAGGUUUGUUGUUCAACUUGCUACACACAUUUUGGCCGGAGCUGCUGAAGAAAGGUGGUUUCAUCAGCGAAUUUGUCACGCCCAUUAUCAAAGUAAGUCCUUGUUCCAAGCGUGUUGGCACUGAACGCGGUUUAGAGACUCGCCGUUUCUUCAGUCUUCCUGAAUACUUCCAAUGGAAAGCUUCUCUUGACCCGGACAACCUCAAAUAUUAUACAAUCAAAUACUACAAGGGUCUGGGUACGAGCACUAGUGCAGAAGGACGCGAAUACUUUAGCGACCUGGAUAAACACCUUGUGAGCUUUCGUUGGAGUGGUGACCGCGACGGUGAUGCGCUGGACAUGGCAUUUAGUAAAGCACGUGCUGCGGAUCGCAAGGCUUGGCUUUUGAAUGAAUACUCUUCUGACUCUUUCCUCGAUACAAGCUCGGGAGACGUAACGUAUCGCGACUUUGUGAACCGUGAGCUUAUUCAAUUUUCUCAUGCGGAUAAUGCACGGUCGCUGCCAUCGGUUAUUGAUGGUCUUAAAAUUUCACAGCGAAAGGUGCUGUUUGCCUGCAUGAAGCGCAAGCUGACAAGUGAAGUGAAGGUUGCGCAACUGGCAGGUUACUGCAGUGAACACACAGCUUAUCACCACGGUGAAGCUUCGCUGCAUUCGACAAUUGUUAACAUGGCCCAGGACUUUGUUGGUUCUAACAAUCUUCCGCUAUUGUAUCCAUCCGGCCAAUUUGGAACCCGGUUGCAAGGAGGCAAGGAUGCCGCUAGUCCUCGUUAUAUCUUUACGCAGCUUCAGAAGCACACUCGUUUGAUAUUCCCUGAGGAAGACGAUACGUUGCUUUGCUAUGCCGAUGAUGAUGGAUUUCCAGUCGAGCCCGUAUAUUAUGUUCCGAUCAUUCCAUUGCUGCUCGUGAAUGGCGCAGAGGGUAUUGGUACAGGUUGGUCUUCGUCCAUUCCUUGCCACCACCCGGUAGAGGUGAUUGACAACCUAUUGAGGCUUCUCAGUGCCGAAGAAAAAGGAGAUGAUGUGUCGAAGGUGGAGUUGGCACCAAUGACGCCGUGGGUCAAAGGAUUCAGUGGUGUUAUUCGUCAGACUGGCAAGCAUUCCUUUGUUUCACGUGGCAACGUUGAGCAAAUAAAUACGUCCACGCUGCGGGUAACCGAGCUACCACUAAGCAAGUGGGUAGAGGACUACAAGAAGUUUUUGUGGGACCUCAUUGGUAAGAAAGCUAUUCGGUCUUUCUCGGAGCACCACUCAGAUCGUGACGUUCGCUUCGACAUCUCCAUGACACGCUCUGAUCUUGCUCAGUACACGGAGGAUGCUGACAAUGCUGGCGAUAGCGAAGCAUUAAUGAAGCUGUUGCGUCUCGAAGCCCCUCUCAGCACUAGCAAUAUGCACGCGUUCAAUGCUGAUGGUCAGCUGGUCAAGUACGAGACAAGUGAGGACAUUUUGCUUGAUUUCUACGGCGUUCGACGGGAGUUGUACUCACAGCGGAAGCAGCAUCUCGAGCAAUCUCAAACAAAGGAGAUUCUUCGUCUGAGUAACCGCAUUCGCUUUAUUGAGGAGGUCUCUUUCGGGAGUUUGCAGAAGGUUCUCCAGGAACGCAUUCCCAAGGCUGAACUGGUCAAGCUUUUGAAAAAGCAAGGGUUCUCUCCAGCGUCGGCUUUCAAGAUGAAGGAGAUUGACCACGUCGGUGACCUUGGAUUGGCAGCAGUUGGCCACAUCCAAGAUAAUGCAGUCGUUGACAGUGAUGAAAGUGACGAGUUUGAUUAUCUACUAAACACGUCGCUCAUGAGCUUUACAAAGGAGUUUCUUGAUCGUCUGCAGAAGGAGCACAAUACAAAGCAGGUCAAGUUGCAGCAGUUGCAGACCAUAACCCCGGCUCAAAUUUGGCGUCAGGAGCUAAUUCAAUUGCGUGGCGUCCUACUGCGUGAUAACGAGUUUCAAGUUGUAACGCAAGAUAAAGAGACUCAAGGCUCUAAAAGGAUCAUUGGAAGCCACUGA